This is a messenger RNA of Rhipicephalus sanguineus (brown dog tick), 1894 nucleotides long. Its product is annotated as gastrula zinc finger protein XlCGF49.1-like. The record is from RefSeq and is a predicted model, not a curated record. The transcript is spliced from 2 exons. Gene Ontology annotation, molecular function: DNA-binding transcription factor activity; RNA polymerase II cis-regulatory region sequence-specific DNA binding. Lineage: Eukaryota; Metazoa; Arthropoda; Arachnida; Ixodida; Ixodidae. Bases 10 to 633 code for a protein of 207 amino acids. Gene Ontology annotation, biological process: regulation of transcription by RNA polymerase II.
UGUGGGGACAUGUUCUCCGUGAAAAAACUGCUGGACUACCACCGGCGAUGCAAGCACCACCAAAGGCCCCAGGGAAGGCACAGAUGCACCCACUGUCCCUAUUCCAGCAACAAGAAGCACCACGUGACUGAACACGAGAGGAUCCACACCGGCGAGAGGCCAUUCGUCUGCCACGUCUGCCGCAAGGGCUUCAUGGUUCAAUCGAAUCUCAACAGCCACCUGCUUGUCUACACGGCGGAGAGACCGUACGAGUGUCCAGACUGCGGACAGCGGUUCACCCAGUCGUCCCACAUGGCGCAACACCAAAGAGCAUUGCACUCUGGCAACAGCGCUCGACCCUACGUGUGUGCCCAAUGUGGAAAGGGAUCCACGCAGAGUUCUAGUCUCACCAUGCACCUGCUAAUCCGUACGGGUGCGAAGCCUCCUGCCUGCUCCGUCUGCGGAACGAAAUUCACACUGCGCGGUAACGCCAAGAAGCACGAGAUCGUCGUGCACGGUCGCCAGUACCCGCUUCACUGCCCGCACUGCGGCAAGGGGUUUAGGGACGUGAGCCAAAUGAGAAAGCAUAUGCUUGCUCGUCACUGUGACGACAACGUAGAAAACACUGAAGAUUGGAGCGAAAAACAGCCAUGAUGGAGAGUUGGACGACGAAAGAGAUUUUAUGUGCAAGACCGGGAAUGUUGAAGAACCAAAGGAAACAACAAAACCCGGUCGACAUUUCUUGUAGGUUCUAAAUAAAAGCCAAACCACUAUACCACUGUACCUUUACCACCAUAGUACAGCAAGGGGUGGAAAAGAGACAGGUGAGAUGGUAAAAGCCUAGCCAAGCCAGGGCCAAGUAUAGGUGCCCACCAGCUCUGAUGUGACCCAGCCUUGCGUGACUUAUUGCAAGCUGCACCUAUUUUUUAAAAUAAUGAAUCAUCAGCAACCUUUCAAUCUUAUCAACCAUGACUUGUUGAAAAACACUAACUGUACCCAUUUUUGUAUCAGAAGGAACUUUACUGUUAGGAGUUCUCACUGAUUAUGGCACAAAAUUUUUUUAUUUCGUCAUUUCACAUUGGGAAAUUCUUCGCCACCCAAUCUAAAGUUGUCAUCGCACCUGUAUAUACUUUCAAAAAAGCUCUGAAAUUUUUCCUUCUGUCAUCAUAAUUCAUUCAAUUAUAUCGUUUAUGUCCUGUUUAGCUUCUGUCACAGUUAUUGUACUAUUUUUGUUGGUGCAUUCAUUACUGUUUUUUUUAUAGUUUAGUUUUUUCUGUAGUUGUUCACCACUGCUCCGUUAAUCUUUAUUCUUUAAAUUUCCACAGGCAUUUCCUAAUUCAUGCAUUUUUCAUUAUGGGUUCCCCUAUAAUCUUUGUACGAUGGGACGCCAGUCUGUAGAAGGAUUCCUAGCAUAUGGUGUAAUGCUACUUCGCUUAAAAAAUAAAAAAGAAAUUGAUGGGGGGAGGGGGGAAAAGUGUCAGGGUUACUAUAAGGAAUGUACCUCGGUAUGGGAGCCUGUGGAAGUAGAAAUGAAAGCAGUCACUUGGCUGAUGUAACAUGCAAUGAGGAGUCACCGGCACAAACUCGUAUAACCAGGCACAGAAUUGAAAGCACACAUAACGUGCCGCAGCACUACCGACUUGCAAAGCAGCACUUCAUCACUUAACAUAAUGCUUGAUGCACUUUUUACACAUUUAGUUUGCAAAAUAUUAGGUAUUCUGAAACAAGCUGACAGCGGAGUCUGUUAAGGCUCCAUGCUAAAUGCAUUACUUGCAUGUGUAGUCCACAAAGGUCGUUCAUGCAAAGGAUGGUCAUUUAACCCUCUGUUGCAUAGCGUCCCAUAUUUGGCACAUACCUAUUAACACUUUUUUAUUGAGGGCGCAAAGACCCAGUCGAGAACGUGACACUGCCAGAG